This is a messenger RNA of Melampsora larici-populina 98AG31, 1223 nucleotides long. RefSeq lists its product as uncharacterized. Gene Ontology annotation, molecular function: oxidoreductase activity. The transcript has 6 exons. The record is from RefSeq and is a predicted model, not a curated record. NCBI's taxonomy places the organism in Eukaryota, Fungi, Basidiomycota, Pucciniomycetes, Pucciniales, Melampsoraceae. Bases 163 to 1098 code for a protein of 311 amino acids.
AUUUUCCUUUUUACCAUGUUUUCCUCUUUACCAAUUGUUUCCCUCUUGACCAAUUGCUUUCAUCUUUACCUAUCGUUUUCCUCUUUACCAUUAUUUUCAUCCUGACAUCCUUGAUCGUCAUCACAUCCUUGAUAGUAUCUUCUUUAUCACAAUAACAUCAUCAUGGCUUCUGAAAAGAAGACAGCAUUUCCAACUGAAGCUAUUAAAGCUCAAAAACAAUCUGGUACUGGUCUUGAUUCAAAACUUGAACCACCACCAAAUUAUACCCAACUUGAACAUUUUGAUACUCAUACUGGUGAACCUAGUUUACAUGAAUACAAAGGAUCUGGUAAACUUUUGAAUAAAACAGUUUUGAUCACAGGUGCUGAUUCAGGUAUUGGUAGAUCUGCGGCAAUUUUAAUGGCUCGUGAAGGAGCAGAGGUCUCAAUAGUUUAUUUACCUCAAGAAGAAUCUGAUGCUCAAGAAGUUAAAACUCAAAUCGAAAAAGAAUCGGGAAAGAAAGAUUCAUGUCUUUUAUUACCACUUGAUCUUAUGAAACGAGAGAAUUGUUUUACUGCAGUGGAAGAACAUGUUAAAAAGUUUGGUAGAAUCGAUGUUCUUAUCAAUAAUUCUGGCCGUCAAGAUCUUUGUGAGAAAUUAGACGAUAUCGACUUGGAUCAAGUCGAGCGUACCUUUCGUUUAAAUAUUUUUGCGAUGUUUGCGAUCACUAAAGCGGCCUUACCUCACAUGCGACGAGGUAGCAGUAUUAUCAACUCGACUAGUGUAGCAGCAUACAACGGUAACCCAACAUUAGUAGAUUAUUCAGCUACAAAAGCAGCUAUUGCGACUUUCACCAAAUCACUUGGUCUUCAACUUGCACCUAGAGGAAUUCGAGUGAAUGCAGUGGCACCUGGUAUAAUUUAUACUGCACUGCAAGCUGCUACUGGUGGACAAGAUCCAGAGACAGUAAAAGCGAUUGGAGUAGAUGCUGCACCACUUGGUAGACCAGGUCAACCUUCUGAAUUAGGUCCAAUGUAUGUCUUUUUGGCUUCUGCUGAAAGUUCUUAUUGUACUGCUGCUGUAUUUCAUGUUACUGGUGGAGUUGAAGUUGCUAGUUAAAAGAAGAAGAUUGUAUCGGUAAACUGAUGGACAUAUUUUAUAAAAGUAUUGCUAAAGAUGUAUGAAGAUCAUCAUAUUUAUCAAAUUACUGACUUACAAUGUAGUACCUUGAUACUUGAAAUGAG